This is a messenger RNA of Saccharomyces cerevisiae S288C, 1536 nucleotides long. RefSeq names its product putative chitinase (gene CTS2). Gene Ontology annotation, molecular function: endochitinase activity; chitinase activity; hydrolase activity, hydrolyzing O-glycosyl compounds. The record is from RefSeq and is marked reviewed. Gene Ontology annotation, cellular component: extracellular region. Bases 1 to 1536 code for a protein of 511 amino acids. Gene Ontology annotation, biological process: carbohydrate metabolic process. Lineage: Eukaryota; Fungi; Ascomycota; Saccharomycetes; Saccharomycetales; Saccharomycetaceae. The transcript has a single exon.
AUGGUAGGACACUCAGCUCAGCACAGAUCAAAAAGCAGCUUAGUGUCUCACCUACUAAUACUACUUAUCUUUAUAACGAUUAUUAUUGAAAUGUGUUUAUAUAAUAAAAUUUUUAAGAACCAAAGGUCGGAUGAUAUUAGAGACAACUUUAACAAUGGCGGACAUCGAGUUCCCAGUAAUGUCCAAAAUCAUGGAACCCAUAUAAGAGACGAAGCCUUUAUAUCAGGGGUCUAUUAUUCCAAUUGGUCCCCAUACAAACCGAGGUUUCAUUUCCCUCACGACAUAAACUUGAAGCAAGUGUCUCACAUUUACUAUGCAUUUUUCAAAAUAAACUCUAGAACUGGUGGUAUAGAAAACACGGAUAGUUGGUCUGAUCUAGAAAUGAAUUUGUAUAAAUCGCUGGCAAUUAAAAAUUCAGAACUAAUUAAAGAAAGCUCGAACAAUAGUGUCCAAAACAUCCUACCCUUAGGUUGCAUUGGUGAACUAUUUUAUUUGAAGAAUACCUGUUCUGAUAAGAAAUUUAAAGUUAUCAUGUCAAUUGGGGGCUGGUCUGAUAGUGAAAAUUUCAAAAUCAUAAUUAAAGAUGAUAAACUCUUACAAAAUUUUGUUGAUUCGUCGGUGGAAACAAUGUUCAGAUUAGGAUUUGAUGGCAUUGAUCUAGACUGGGAGUUCCCUGGUAACAAUGAAUCAGAACCUCGCGGAUAUCUGAAACUGGUCAGAAUGCUGCGAUUAAAACUAAACAGCCUCGAAUCCCAAAUAUUUGGGAAACGUACUGAAGAUCAUUUUCAAUUAUCUAUUGCGGCACCUGCAUUCAAGGAUAAAUUAUUUUACUUGCCAAUCACAGAAAUUGAUCAAUAUGUUGACUACUGGAAUAUGAUGACGUACGAUUAUUAUGGCUCGUGGUCAGAAACAACAGGAUAUCACAGCAAUCUAUUCAGUGAGACGGAAUUGAAUGGAAACUUUGCCAUGCAUUAUAUGAUCGAUAGAUUUGGCGUCAAUUCUAGAAAAUUAGUACUGGGAAUGGCCGCCUACGGAAGAAGUUUCCAUAUCAAAGAUAACAAAUUCGAACCAUUCAAUCAAAAUACUGUAUUAAUUAACAAAAUUUUCAAAGGAGUGGGCAAGCCCACUAAAGAAAUAGAUAAAGCUGAUGGCAAGGAGGGCAUCUGGCCUUACAAAAAUUUACCAAAGAUUGGUACAAUAGAACAAUACGAUCCAAAAUAUGUUUCAGCAUAUUGCUUUGAUGAAAAAAAUUCAAUAUUUAUCAGUUAUGAUAACACUAAAUCAGUCAAAACUAAGGCUGAAUAUGUGACACAUAACAAUUUAGGCGGAGGCUUUUGGUGGGAGUCAUGUGGUGAAGCUUAUGCAAAUGAGUCAAGGUCGUUGAUAAACGCAUUUAAUGAAGGCUUGCACUUUAAUGUGUCAUCAAAACCAUCAAUAUUUCAAGAUGUGAGAGUUAAAAAAUAUUACUUGAAUAAAUAUGGCGAUGGCGGAUUUUUAUCUCCAUAUUUAAAGCAUUUGGAUUCAAGAAAGCAAUGA